CAUCCCACUUCGAAACUUGAUAUGGAGCCUUUCUAACUAAAUAUAUUAGAGGAGCCAAGAUGGCAGAAGAGAUGGAUACCGAGUCUGCGUCUCCGAGGGGCACAAAGAGAACGGCCGACGUGGCACAGCUACCGGAAGCUCCUAGAAGAAUCAAAGCGCUGUCCCAAGACGUCGUCAACAAAAUCGCCGCCGGUGAAAUUAUCGUUGCGCCUGUCCAUGCGCUUAAAGAGUUGAUUGAGAAUGCGGUUGAUGCUGGCUCUACUGGGCUAGAAAUUGUGAUCAAAGAUGGUGGGUUGAAACUGCUUCAAAUUACGGAUAAUGGGAGUGGUAUUGAUCGAGAGGAUCUAGCGAUCCUUUGCGAGCGCUUCACGACCUCGAAGCUCAAGGCUUUCGAAGAUCUGACUUCGAUUGGGACGUACGGGUUUCGUGGCGAAGCGUUGGCCAGUAUCAGCCAUAUUGCUCAUCUCAGCGUCACUACCAAGACGAAUGGGUCAAGCUGCGCAUGGCGUGCUCAUUAUGGUGAUGGGAAACUCGUUCCAUCUAAGCCAGGCCAGACUGCGGAACCGAAACCAAUUGCUGGGCGUCAAGGCACUCAGAUUACCGUCGAAGAUCUCUUCUACAACGUCCCAUCUCGUCGACGUGCUUUUCGGUCUGCUAGUGAGGAGUACGCCAAAAUUCUAGAUCUCGUUGGUCGGUAUGCAGUCCACUGUGCUGGCGUAUCUUUCACAUGCAAGAAGCACGGAGACUCCAACAUGGGCAUAACUGUACCUGCAAAUGCUAGCACUGUCGACCGUAUACGACAAGUCCACGGUAGCGGCGUUGCUAAUGAACUCAUCCAAUUCAAGGCUUCCAAUGACCGUUGGGGCUUUAAGUCAGAUGGAUGGGUCAGCAACGCAAAUUACAGUGUCAAGCGAACGGCAUUGCUACUCUUCAUUAACCAUCGUUCGGUCGAGUCUUCAAAUAUCAAGAAAGCAGUUGAGCAGACCUAUGCUACGUUUCUUCCAAAAGGUGGUCACCCGUUCAUCUACCUUAGCUUGGAGAUUGACCCCCAUCGUGUCGAUGUCAACGUGCAUCCCACCAAGCGCGAAGUCAACUUUCUCAACGAAGACGAAAUCAUUGAGAUUAUAUGUGAUGAGAUCCGGACAAGUCUAGGCAAGGUAGACACCAGCAGAGCUUUUAUGACGCAAAGCCUCCUACCUGGGGCGAAGAUUCCAUUAAUAUCAACAUCCGGUGUUCUCUCAGGCGAAGAUGAUGUAGAGAGCCCAGGCGUUUCCACACCGGCCGGAAAGUCUCAGAAGGCACCUGGUUCUAAGACCGCGACAAAGAAGCCUUAUGAGAACAACCUCGUUCGAACAGACGCUUCUGUACGGAAGAUCACGUCCAUGCUUGUGCAAACCCAACAUCCUUCCUCGGGCGGUGAUAUCACCGCCACCGAAGACAUAGAGUAUGAGGACUCUGAGAAGGAGAUGACCCUCUGCCGCUUAACAACUAUCAAAGAGCUUCGUUCCGACGUCCGUGAUGCCAUGCACAACGAGCUCACCGAUAUCUUCGCAAGCCACGCCUUUGUCGGCGUGGUUGAUGAACGGCGCCGCAUUGUCGCUAUACAAAGCAGCGUCAAGCUCUACCUCAUCGACUACGGCAUGUUGUGCAAUGAGUUCUUCUACCAAAUCGGGCUAACGGACUUCGGAAACUUCGGCGCCAUCCGUUUCAGUCCUGUCCUCAGUCUCCAGGAGCUCCUACAGAUAGCCGCCGCCCACGAGAAAGACAUGGCAGAGAUCGACGACGAGACUGACUGGGACGAAGUCGUUACCACGGUUCGUCAAUGCCUGAUUUCGCACAAAGACAUGCUUGCUGAGUAUUUCUCGAUUGAGAUUUCAGAGGAGGGAGAGCUGUUGGCAAUUCCCUUGUUCAUGAAGGGAUAUAUGCCGUCCCUAGCCAAAUUGCCCCAAUUCCUGUUACGUCUUGGACCGCAUGUUGAUUGGACGGAUGAAAAGGAAUGCUUCCGUUCGUUUCUGCGAGAGCUCGCGAGCUUCUACGUACCGGAGAGUCUGCCGUUACCGCGGACAUCUGAUGCGGAUGGAGUGGCCGAAGGAGUGGAGGAUGCAGAGAUCGCGGCCAGACGGAAACACCUCCUCAGGGCGAUUGAAUAUGUCAUCUUCCCUGCUAUCAAGGCGAGGCUUGUGGCUACGAAAGGGCUGCUACAUGGGCCGGGGGUCCUCGAGGUGGCUAAUCUGCCGGGGUUAUAUCGAAUCUUCGAGCGGUGUUGAGCAGCUGUGACACAGGUCAGGCAGAGCAAAGUAUGGGAGGUAGAGUGGAUGAUUCACGAAUCACAAUAAGCAACCGUGUCAAAAUUAUACGGUUCGUAAUGGCGACUGUAGUGCUGAUUAGCGUUUAAACAUUUUAGCCAUGUCGAAUCGCUAUGCUAUAGUUUUACCUUCUAUAUUGCGUAGGUGCCCUCGGCAUCCUCCCUUACAAUACCACCUUCUUCUAAGGUCCACACC
This is a messenger RNA of Mytilinidion resinicola, 2501 nucleotides long. RefSeq names its product DNA mismatch repair protein MutL. Gene Ontology annotation, molecular function: ATP-dependent DNA damage sensor activity; ATP hydrolysis activity; ATP binding. NCBI's taxonomy places the organism in Eukaryota, Fungi, Ascomycota, Dothideomycetes, Mytilinidiales, Mytilinidiaceae. The transcript is spliced from 3 exons. Gene Ontology annotation, biological process: mismatch repair. Gene Ontology annotation, cellular component: MutLalpha complex. Bases 60 to 2267 code for a protein of 735 amino acids. The record is from RefSeq and is a predicted model, not a curated record.